Molecule: messenger RNA, 351 nt
Organism: Chenopodium quinoa (quinoa)
Lineage: Eukaryota; Viridiplantae; Streptophyta; Magnoliopsida; Caryophyllales; Amaranthaceae
Exons: 1
Coding region: 1-351 (116 amino acids)
Source: RefSeq, a predicted model, not a curated record
AUGGAUUUAUCGUUGGCCAGUGAGAAGAGAUUGCUUAAGAUCAAUGAACUUGAAGAGCUUAGAGAUUAUGCUUAUGAGCGCUCAAGGUUAUAUAAGGAAAAGACCAAAAAGUGGCAUGACCAAUAUAUUCGAAACAAGAGCUUUAAGGUUGGAGACAAGGUUUUUCUUUUCAACUCAAGGCUUCGUUUAUUUUCGGGUAAACUCAAGUCAAAGUGGUCGGGUCCUUUUGUUAUAUCAAAGACUACUCCUUAUGGCUCCUUUGAGUUAGAUGCGGAUGAUAACAAAUUUAUGGUUAAUGGUCAUCGUUUAAAGCAUUACUUUUGCAAGGAAGAAGUUGGUGUCAUCAAAUGA